Molecule: messenger RNA, 1935 nt
Organism: Westerdykella ornata
Lineage: Eukaryota; Fungi; Ascomycota; Dothideomycetes; Pleosporales; Sporormiaceae
Exons: 2
Coding region: 264-1844 (526 amino acids)
Molecular function (GO): protein binding
Source: RefSeq, a predicted model, not a curated record
AGAUUCAGACUAUCUACUUCAACUGUCUUCCUAGGUAUGUUCCCACCUCAUUCGAUCUUGGACGCCAAGCCUCCAUGCCGCAUCACCAGCCACACUGUCCUGCAGUAUAUCAACGAAGCAACACCUUCCCCGCGCCCAAGUUUCAAGCAAACCGCUACGGGUUGUUUCAACCAACGCUCUGUGCAAACCUACACUCCUUUAUAGAUUGUUCAGCAUGCAAUUUGUACUGCCUCCUAUUCGACGCCUAAAUUGCACAACCCAAUAUGGAUGAAGAUCUCCAGCUUCUAGAGCAAGAGUAUUGUCCAGUAAUAGACCCAACUGUCGUUUACGCCAUUUACUCUGAUUUUGCGGGUACCGAUGAUGCGCUCCAAUCAGCGAGAGAGCUACUAGACGGGCUCAAACAGGCGGCGUUGGUGCAGCAGCAAACGGACUUUGAUCCUUCUGGAAGUAGUGGGGAUGGCGGCGCAAUAAUAGCGAAUUCGAGUAGCAGGACGGGAUCGAAUGAUACGGAGGAUUGGACAUCAACGGCUGAGGAGGGGGUUUCGCAGACGACAGACGAGUCGAGGGAAGGAGGGGUCUACUUUCGACAGACGGAGAGUUAUGAUGCUGCGGAUAAGGAGGCGCUGCUGGCGGAGACGUUUCCGGGCGUGCGACGCGACCUCGUGAAGCAUAUCCUGAGAAAGUGUGGUGAGGACCUGAGUCGCGCGACGGAUGAGCUGCUUAACCAUGUCUUUCUGGCUGAGGCGGAGACGGUGUCGGCCGAAGAGUUGGUGGUGCCCAAGGGAAUCGAUGCCUUUUUCGAAGAGCACCAUGUGCCUACGCGCAGCAGGAAGGGGAGGAAGAAGAAGAACAGGAGGGAUAACGGCAAGAUUCACACCGCGAGCGCAUCGGAGUCGGAUGUCCCUUCCUCCCCAACGAACAACCCGUGGUCAAAUGGAAACAGCCAGAUUGAGCUCAUCGCAUCUUGCACGAACAUGUCAACGGCAGCGAUAUCGUCCCUCUAUCACCGAAACGGCGCAUCAAUACCAGCUACUAUAGGCGCCCUCAUCGACGAGAAUCUCGCCUCCAACAGGAGCACCGAGCAGCCCGAACCAGGACUCAUCCAAGACGCCAUCGCCCUCGUCGAAACCUUCCCCAGCAUAGAGUUGGAGCACGCAGUCGCUCUCCUCCGGCUUACCUCUCCCUCCACCCCCAACGCCCACGAACUCGCCAAAGCGCUGCUUACCCCUUCCUCCUCGAAGUCCUCCACCUACAUCAACAGGACGAUCAUCCCACACUACGCGCCCCUCCGCCUUACAGAUACAAUCCCUACUACCUCGCUGUCUAAGGAAAACCUCCCCCCACUCGCGCCCUCCCUAAGCCCAUACACCACCUCCUCCCUCUCCAUCGCCCGCUCGGCCGCCUUCACGCAAGCCUCGUCUCUCCACCGCAAGGGCAAAUCCUCCCCGCUGAUGAAGAGCGCAGCAGCGUACUACGCCCAACUAGGCCGCGACCUCUCGCUGCACCUGCGCGCCGCCUCGGCGGCCGACGCCGACGCCCUGGUCGCCAGCCAGUGGGUGCCCGGGCAGAUGCUCGAUCUGCACGGCGUGAGCGUCGCGGAUGCGGUGCGGAUCGCGGAGACGAAGGCGGCGGAGUGGUGGGAGGGGUUGGGCGAGGAGAGGGUGCCGGGCGGUGGGAGGAGGGGCGUUGGAGACGGGUACCGCAUCGUGGUGGGGUUGGGGAGGCAUAGUGAGGGGGGGAGGGGGAAGUUGGGGCCUGCGGUUGUGAGGGCGUUGGUUAAAAGGGGUUGGAAGGUUGAGGUGGGGACGGGGGAGGUGCGUGUUAUUGGGAGGGGGAGGAGGUGAUUGUUGGAAGGAAUGGGAUGUGGCAUGAUAGGAGGUGGGAUUUGCACUGCUGAACUGGAACUUCGUGUAUCUAUCGCUCAUUUUGUACGUU